CCCCCCCGCGCCUGCUCUCCGCAGCCCGAGCGGCACAUCCUGAGGCGACUGCUGCCGAGGCGGCGGCGGGGCUCGCGGUCGUGGUCUCUGCCGCAGCCGCUGGGGCCGCUCCCACCCAGGCGGCGGGCGAUGGUGCAGCCGGGCGCGCGGCGGCGGGCAUGACGGAGGAUGGAAGGGCAGGACGAAGUGUCGGCGCGGGAGCAGCACUUCCAGAGCCAAGUGCGGGAGUCCACGAUAUGUUUCCUUCUCUUUGCCAUUCUCUAUGUUGCUUCCUACUUCAUCAUCACAAGAUACAAGAGAAAAUCAGAUGACCAAGAAGAUGAAGAUGCCAUAGUCAACAGGAUUUCGUUGUUCCUGAGCACGUUCGCGCUCGCGGUCUCAGCCGGGGCUGCCCUGCUUUUGCCCUUCUCCAUAAUCAGCAAUGAGAUCCUGCUCGCCUUUCCUCAGAGCUACUAUAUUCAGUGGCUGAAUGGCUCCCUCAUUCAUGGUUUGUGGAAUCUUGCUUCUCUCUUUUCUAACCUCUGUUUAUUUGUGUUGAUGCCUUUUGCCUUUUUCUUUCUGGAAUCAGAAGGUUUUGCUGGCCUGAAAAAGGGAAUCCGAGCCCGAAUUUUGGAAACUCUGGUCAUGCUUGUCCUCCUGGCAUCUCUGAUUCUGGGGAUGGUGUGGGUCGCCUCAGCGCUGGUCGACAACGACGCGGCAAGCAUGGAGUCUCUGUAUGAUCUCUGGGAGUUCUACCUGCCCUAUUUAUAUUCCUGUAUAUCAUUGAUGGGCUGUUUGUUACUUCUCUUGUGUACGCCCGUGGGCCUGUCCCGCAUGUUCACCGUGAUGGGCCAGCUGCUGGUGAAGCCCACAAUUCUUGAAGACCUGGAUGAACAAAUUUAUAUUAUUACCCUAGAAGAAGAAGCACUCCAGAGACGACUAAAUGUAGGACUAUCUUCAUCAGUGGAAUACAAUAUAACAGAGUUGGAACAGGAACUUGAAAAUGUAAAGACUUUAAAGACAAAACUAGAGAGGAGGAAAAGGGCUUCGGCCUGGGAACGGAACUUGGUGUUCCCCGCUGUUAUGGUUCUCCUCCUUACCCAGACGUCCAUUUCAGUCCUCCUGGUGGCUUGUAAUAUUCUUUGCCUGUUGGUUGAUGAAACAGCAAUGCCGAAAGGAACAAGGGGGCCUGGAAUAGGAAAUGCUUCUCUUUCUGCUUUUGGUUUUGUGGGAGCUGCACUCGAGAUCAUUUUGAUUUUCUAUCUUAUGGUGUCCUCUGUUGUCGGUUUCUAUAGCCUCCGAUUUUUUGGAAACUUUAUUCCCCAGAAAGAUGAUACAACCAUGACAAAGAUCAUUGGAAAUUGUGUGUCCCUCCUGGUCUUGAGCUCUGCUCUGCCCGUAAUGUCAAGGACACUGGGAAUCACUAGAUUUGAUCUACUUGGAGACUUUGGAAGGUUUAAUUGGCUGGGAAAUUUCUAUAUUGUAUUAUCCUACAAUUUGCUUUUUGCUAUUGUGACAACAUUGUGUCUGGUCAGAAAAUUCACCUCUGCUGUACGAGAAGAACUUUUCAAGGCCCUAGGGCUUCAUAAACUUCACUUACCGAAUACUUCAAGGGAUUCAGAAACAGCAAAGCCUUCUGCAAAUGGUCACCAGAAGGCCCUGUGAGGCACGCAGCACCCACGUGGUCCAGAGGCCCAGGGCCCCUGAACUCAGGGCCUUCCUGGCAUCAGAGGCGGUUCUCACCGACUGGCUCCUAUUUAGGGCUGCUGGCCAGGGCUGUUCUUUCGUGACUGACGGAGAGCGGGGCAUCUCGGACUUCCUCAGGUCAGCUUGGCGGGCCCGGUAGCCUGCAGCCCAGUGCAGGCCCUGAGGACGGCACAACGCUUUGUGGACAUGCUUGCUUGCAUCACUUGACAGUUGCUGUGUGAGAAUGUUGGAAAAGGCAACUUUGGGGCUUUCUAAGUAGUCACGUAAAUUCCUUUCCGUGUGUCAUCAGAGGUGGAUGCCUCCUUGGCACUUGGGUGUGAUGUGAAGGGUCUGUGGCCUGGCUCACGGUAGGCGUGCUGGGCUGUCGUGGUGGCAGACUUUUUUCACUUCCUUUUUUUAAAGAAAAAACCAAAAGCUUAGUUCUGAUUUAUGUUUUGGAAUGGUCUUGAUUGGCACUUGAUUCAAGAGAAAAAUACAAAAUUCUUUUAAAACCUGAGCCGUAGCAGAACACUGCAGGAACACCUUGUGUGUGUGGUGCGUGAUCCUCAAGCAGGAAGUGCCAGGUCACGCUGGGGCUCGAUGUGCAUGUGGCUCAGUAUUACCUCCCGCAGCACAGUUGCCAAUGUCGGAUACACUUGUAACUUAGAGUUUGCCUUACAGGCUCUAUAUACACACAUUUUUAAAAGCGUUUUCUUCAAAAAUCCCUCAGUUCCCUGUGCUCCUGUGUCUGUUAUGAAACUAUAGCUGCUGUGUGGUGGAAACGCCUUCUGUUACCACACUUUUCAGGCUUUGGUUACUUUUGUAUAUGUCAGUUUAAACCUCAGACUUGUAAGUAAGUUACCAGUUCAACAUCCAAGAUGCGUACCAUCAGCACCCACGGCGUAGGACGAUUCUGCAGCGCGCCACAAUCGGAGCAUCAGUCAUCCAGCUGUACAUGAUUCCUGGGGUGGCUUCUUGACUUGAAGUCCACUGAAUGAAAGCUGUAGAAUUAUUCUCUGUGUCACCAUCCACUAGGGUGGAGUACUGACCACUGUGCAUGCAGAACUGGGAGGUGGGCCCCCGUGCACGGGAUGCUGUCACAGUCCCCACAUGCGGGCGCUCACAUGCACUGUGUGUACUGUGGUGGCUUGUCUGCGUUCAGACAAUAGGGAAAGAACAUUUUCUCAAGUUGUUGAGUUUAAAGGGAUUUUCUUUUUUGGAGAAAUUUAUGAAAAACAGGCUGUAUAUAUAUGUGACAUAAAAAAUUUCUACUUAGAGCCAAAAUAAUAGGAAAAAGUUAAUAAGCUCUAUUCAUCUCCUUUGUUUAUGCCAUGCAUUUCCCUCCGAGGUUCUCUUGUUAAAAUAAAGCUUAGUUUUAAAA
Manis javanica (Malayan pangolin) is the source of this 3046-nucleotide messenger RNA. It is a transcript of the gene LMBR1, whose product is annotated as limb development membrane protein 1. Gene Ontology annotation, molecular function: transmembrane signaling receptor activity. The record is from RefSeq and is a predicted model, not a curated record. Gene Ontology annotation, cellular component: plasma membrane. Gene Ontology annotation, biological process: signal transduction. NCBI's taxonomy places the organism in Eukaryota, Metazoa, Chordata, Mammalia, Pholidota, Manidae.